CGGCGAUAUCUUGCAAAGAUGGCGGCAGAUUUGAGUGUAAACAAAGUUGUACUUUUGCAGGUUAGUUCAAAACUUCCUGGCGAGCCACAGGGGAUUAUUUCGCGAGAAAAAUUAAAAUUUCAGUUUUAAAUAUUAAUUCUUUUUUUUAAAUCAAACAGGCAGGCGUGCGGGGGUUUCUUGUGCGUAAAAAGUUACUCGAAGUCCGGAAAGAAUUUGAGGAAAUUUUGAGUGAGCUGGAAAAUGAUACAAACUUUGUCUGGUGGAAGACACAAGUUCCAGGGCUUCCUUUGAUGAGUACGGAUCCUAAAGGACUAGACAAAGCAAUAGAGGAGAGUAAUUCAGGCCUAGACGGAGAAAGUGACGAUGAAUCGAAACGAACAUAUCUCAUCACGGAAGGUUCUGGUUCAUCAGAUGUAGAUGACAACUGCGAGGGUGAUCCUCUUAUAAAAAACCCUGUUCCUCAAGAUUCAAGCUUCGAAAGGCUUAAUUCAGCGUCAGAGACAUAUCUUAAGAUAAGUACUGCAGAGCUAGAGGGUAAAACGACGGUAGAUGCGAAUUCUAGACUCAAAGAACAUGAUGACGGUGAAAGGUAUGACGCUGAUGAAGGACUACUUCCAGAAAGGCCUAUUCCUGGUGCGUCAAACCCUGAAAGUGUUAACUGCAGUAGUGAAUUGCAUAUCAACCAUGUGUUUGGUUUACAAAAUGGAACAACUUCCUUGCAGGUGGAAAAGCCAGAUACAGAAGCUUCAUUAUUUGGAGGACAAAAUCUGGAAAGGCAGAAUUUGUUUAAUGCAAAUGCAGAACUAACUUUUCAACAUGGUAGUCCAGUUGAAACAUCUCGCCAUAUCAGAGAGCCACAUUUCCCCCUUAACAGUACUGUUAACCCUGGGUGGCAGAAUGAACAAGAGAUGAGGAGGUCUUUUGGACCACCUGACAGUGCAUCUGAGGCAUCGCUUCAAGAAUACGUGUCCAGGACACCACAUCUGAGGGAACAAGCGCUUCUUAGUGACACUUGGUUGACUGAUAAAUCAUUUGGUGAGAUGAUCUAUAGAUGCAUUUCAUUGGUUCCUUUUCCUCUUCACUCUCAGGAGUGACAAAAUAGAAAUUUCUUACCACAAUCUCGAUACAUAACCCUUCAACUCCUGUGAGUGACCAAGACAGAAUUUCUCCUUACUAUAUCUAUACAAUAUCAUGCAGACAAGUGAUGAGAAUAAAGAAAAAUAUUAAUUAUGGGAUUACUAAUUGAUCCAAUACCAAAUUCUCCAAACUAACAUAAUGAGAAUCAUUUGGCAGACAGAAAGGAGAAUAAGUAAUGAGAUCAUACCUGAGCCCAGUGGCCCAUCCAGCCAGAGUUUAUUCUGGUUUCCAUAGCAUGAAGUGACUAAGAGUAUCACUACUCCCCCCCCUCAGCCUUGAUAGGAUGGUAUUCCAUUGAUUAACACACCCCCCCCCUCCCCCACCAUUUCAUCAGUUUGGCAACAUGUGUUUGGGGGUCAAGUAAAAGGCUGUGAUGUUUUUAUUACAUAAUAUUCGAUCUUAAGUUAACCCCUUGACUCCCAAGAUCUGAUUGUUAAUUCUCCCCUUUAGCUGCUUCACAUUCUUUGAGGAUUAGUUUCGAGAGUUAUCAAGAUAACAACUUCUAGCUGAUAAGUUUGGGUAUUCUCAUGACUGUUUGCUGGAUAUUCAAUGGGUAUUAUAGGGAGAAGUUACAUGCUAAUCACUUCUGGGAUGUACAUGAAAUAGUAUUCUUUUUUUCUAAUAAAGUUUGGAAUUUCUUCUUGGUACUUUCAUAACUAAGCUGUGAGAUGUGGCUUUAACUUCCAAAAACAAUAGUCCAUUUUAGAGUUGCAUGGUUGGUUGCCAAGCCUUUGAACAGGAGUGGGGUUGAAGGUGACUUUGUUAUGAUGCAAACAUUGUUAAUUUUCAAAUGUAAGUUACUUUGUUAUCAUGCUAACUAGAUGCUGGUCUCAAUCACAACAAGGUCACCUUCAGCCUCACCAUAAAUCAAAGGCUUGGCAACUAAGUACUCAACUGUAAAAUCAUCUAUUGCCUGUCAACCCUUUUUGGAAGCUAACUUUUAUUUCAGCUUGACAGACUGGUAACCAACAGAAAUCAUUGGAGGCCUUAUUUGCAUAAAAGUACAUAACUUACAAACUCACCAACUAAUUCUUAUUUCUGGCAACCGUUUUAUGAUUUUGGGUGGCCAAACAACAAUUUCAUAAAUAGUUGAGAUUGGAACUCUGAUCUUUAAUACUCUAAACUCUGAUUUCUGAACUCUGACCCAUGAAUUCUGAUCUCUAUUAAUACUCUUAACUAUGACCUUUAAUCUCUGAUCUGUAACUCCAUUAUUGCCCUCAUCCCUGACCUUGGAACUCUGAUCUAUCACCUCUUUAUCAGUUCCCUGAUCCUGAUCUCUGAUCUCUGAUCUUUAAACCCUGUUCUCUGAUCUCUCUUGAUCUCAGAUAUUUGAUUUGUGAUUUCUGAUCUCUGAUCUUACUCCAGAUACAGGACUUGACAAAGAGUUAAAGCAUGACCUCCCUACUGAUCCUGUCAAACUUCAUCAAUUAAAGGAUCAUAUAGGAAUGGAACUAUUGUGGACAGAACAAGCCAUACAGAGCAGGAAAAAGGUAAGAAAAACCAUUGAAAGCACUGUUGCUUGGGAUCUGAAGGUCUGAGGUUCAAUUCCUCAUGGGGACCCCACAAUUUUUUACCUGUUCCAUGCUCAUGACAAGGUAAAAAAAUAUCUAUCUCUUUUUUUUGUACAGAGCUUUAAACAUACUAUCUCUUUAAUUUUUAUUUGCAAGCUUUGAUAAAACAAAUUUGCCUUUUCAGUAGCAAAGAAAAUGUAUGGAGAUGAGUGCAGAGCUUGCAAGUUGGUGAUCAUUUACCACCUCAACCCUUUAACUCCCAGAAGUGAUUAACAUGACUUCUCCCAUAAAAUAUCCAUAUUUAAUCCAGUAAACAUGUAAUGAGAAUAAUCAAACUUAUCAGGUUUCAGUUAUUUUGAUCUAAUACAGAAUUCUCGUGACUAAUUUACAAGGAAAUGUGUAGAAGUUAGAGGGGAGAAUUUACCAUCAGAUCUUGGGAGUGAAAGGGUUAACCUUUUACACCCCAACAUCAGUAUCCAUGCUUAUUUCUACAAAUUUCCUUUGGUCUUGACGAGGAGAAUUUGUGUUUUAAAAAAUCAAAUUUACUUAGGUUGGCAAUCAAUCCUUUAUUCUCGUGAUCUUAAUGAAUGAUUCAACAGUGUUACUGGUUGGAGAAAUUAAAUGCUGGUCACUCUCAGGAUUAACCUUUUAACUCCACUUCUAAGUGAUUAACAUGUAACUUCUCCCUAUAAUAUCCAUACAUUAUCCAGCAAACAGGUAGUGUGAACACUCAAACUCAUCAGCCACAAGAUGUUACUUUGAUCAAAACCAAAUUCUCAUAACCAAUUUACAAGGGAGUGUGUAGCAGCUAGAGGGGAGAAUUAACAAUCAGAUCUAGGAAGUUAAAGGGUUAAAGGGUUCAUGUUAGACUUAAAAUGGAAGUUAGAUGCUAGUCAUUCUUAGAGGUUAAAUGAUGAAACUUGUUACACAUUCUAUAAUGUUCAUGUUGGACUUUCAUCUCUUUUUUUCCAGUAUUUGAGAUUGAAAGAAGGAUUCAAACAUAAUGUGGGGGAUUAGAGACUCAUUAAUUGGUGUUGAAGACUCUUUACCCCACAUUUGAACCUUCCUGUUUACUUUCAAGUCUACAUUUGGCAUUGCUUUCUGUCCUUGCAAAUCAUGUGUUUAAAGUUAUCAGUAGCAUUGCUCUGGUGGAUGCACCAAUUCAUCCAGGAUUGCAUCACAUCUUCCUUUAUUCAUUUUUAUGUGUUGAAUAUAGUGGCAGUGCUCAAGUUCAAAGUCGCUGCUGAUGAAGGGACAAACACUUUGAGGAAAUUAAAUUCUGAAGAGUGCAAGAGAUGUUUUAAGUUUGGCACAACACUUUUUACUAGAAAAGUUGG
Pocillopora meandrina is the source of this 3985-nucleotide messenger RNA. The record is from the annotation of a GenBank genome assembly. Lineage: Eukaryota; Metazoa; Cnidaria; Anthozoa; Scleractinia; Pocilloporidae.